AUGUCGUGGGAACUUUCUCGCCGUCGCAUCGUGCGAGCUGCCAACAGCAAAUACAUUUACGGACGUCUCCCACUGCUUCACGCAGUCAUUAUUCUCAUCGAAAUGGCGCUCGUCGCCCGGUUGGUGUCCAAGUUCAACCAAUACUACGAUGAACGGCCACUGCUUACCAUGAUGGUGACCAACGCCAUUCUCGGUGGCAUCGCCGACACGACCGCACAAACAGUCACAGCUCUUCGUCUCAAGGCCGUCCGUAAGCCCGGCGGCGUCAACAAGGACGAUGGUAUCGCGAUCGAGAUUCACGACCUCGACCGCAAGAACCCUUUCUACGAGAAGGACCUCAUUCCCGACCACAGUAACCUCCCUCCCACAUUCGACUUUGAGCGCCUUACCCGUUUCAUGGCCUAUGGUUUCGGCAUGGCACCUCUCCAGUUCCGCUGGUUCAAGUUCUUGUCGACCACCUUCCCCAUCACCAAGACCAGCGCCUUCGUUCCCGCAAUGCAGAGAGUCGCCUUUGACCAGCUCAUCUUUGCGCCCUUUGGUCUGCUGUGCUUCUUCUCCGUCAUGACUGUCGCUGAGGGAGGUGGACGCCGCGCUGUGCUGAACAAGCUGCGCGACAUGUAUAUCCCCACGCUGAAGGCUAACUUCAUCGUUUGGCCUGCCGUGCAAGUUGUCAACUUCCGCCUGAUGCCGAUGCAGUUCCAACUGCCGUUCGUCUCCACAAUCGGUAUUGCCUGGACCGCCUACCUCUCCCUCACCAACUCGUCCACCGAGGUCGACAACCGCCCCGCCGCCCGCGAGGACGACCACAUUCGCCUCAACUAA
This is a messenger RNA of Colletotrichum orchidophilum, 822 nucleotides long. Its product is annotated as Mpv17/PMP22 family protein. The record is from RefSeq and is a predicted model, not a curated record. The coding region runs from base 1 to 822 and encodes 273 amino acids. Lineage: Eukaryota; Fungi; Ascomycota; Sordariomycetes; Glomerellales; Glomerellaceae. Gene Ontology annotation, cellular component: membrane; cytoplasm. The transcript is spliced from 4 exons.